Molecule: messenger RNA, 858 nt
Organism: Cavia porcellus (domestic guinea pig)
Lineage: Eukaryota; Metazoa; Chordata; Mammalia; Rodentia; Caviidae
Gene: Psmb3
Product: proteasome 20S subunit beta 3
Exons: 6
Coding region: 179-796 (205 amino acids)
Biological process (GO): proteasome-mediated ubiquitin-dependent protein catabolic process
Cellular component (GO): proteasome core complex; proteasome core complex, beta-subunit complex
Source: RefSeq, a predicted model, not a curated record
ACCAAACUGCCCGGAACAGUUAACCGACGGGAUGUACAGCCAAUAGAAAUCCGAGUUAGCCUUGACGAGUAGGCUGAUCAGCCAAUGGAAUCAAAGCAACGAGAGUCCGAGCAGUGAAACCUGGGAUCCGAGUAGUGGGAUUGCAGAGGAGGACUGAGGGCUCUAGUCGACAGCAAUCAUGUCUAUUAUGUCCUAUAACGGAGGGGCCGUCAUGGCCAUGAAGGGGAAAAACUGCGUGGCCAUCGCCGCGGACAAGCGCUUCGGGAUCCAGGCGCAGAUGGUGACCACGGACUUCCAGAAGAUCUUCCCCAUGGGGGAUCGGCUGUACAUCGGCCUGGCCGGGCUUGCUACGGACGUCCAGACAGUUGCUCAGCGCCUCAAGUUCCGGCUGAACCUGUAUGAGCUGAAGGAAGGGCGGCAGAUCAAGCCCUACACCCUUAUGAGCAUGGUGGCCAACCUGCUAUACGAGAGGCGGUUCGGCCCCUACUACACAGAACCGGUCAUCGCUGGGCUGGACCCCAAGACCUUCCAGCCCUUCAUCUGCUCCCUAGACCUCAUCGGUUGCCCCAUGGUGACCGACGACUUUGUCGUCAGCGGCACCUGUGCGGAGCAGAUGUACGGGAUGUGCGAGUCUCUGUGGGAGCCCAACAUGGACCCCGAGCAUCUGUUUGAGACCAUCUCCCAAGCCAUGCUCAACGCCGUGGACCGCGAUGCUGUGUCAGGCAUGGGGGUCAUCGUCCACGUCAUUGAGAAGGACAAGAUAACCACCAGGACCCUGAAGGCCCGGAUGGACUAGCGUUGUUCUAGAAACUUUUUUUUUUUUUUUUUUUUUUUAAAUAAAGUAGCCUUUGAUUCCUG